This is a messenger RNA of Xyrauchen texanus (razorback sucker), 4932 nucleotides long. RefSeq names its product centrosomal protein 131 (gene cep131). Lineage: Eukaryota; Metazoa; Chordata; Actinopteri; Cypriniformes; Catostomidae. Gene Ontology annotation, biological process: regulation of centrosome duplication; intraciliary transport involved in cilium assembly; cilium assembly. The coding region runs from base 140 to 3469 and encodes 1109 amino acids. The record is from RefSeq and is a predicted model, not a curated record. Gene Ontology annotation, cellular component: centriolar satellite. The transcript is spliced from 27 exons.
UGAGAAGAUGUUGCGAUGAGGAGUUGGAGGCAGAUGAGAAAUCACUGUCAGACGCUCCAAACGGUAAUAAACACGCUCUUAUUUGAAGAAACACAGUUUCUUUAUCCGAUGUGGACAGUUUAGAGGAGUCUUUGUAAGGAUGCAUACAACUCGCAGUCCAUCCGCAUCCUUCCAGGCCGGACCAGCUGGAGACGUACUGGACCUCAGCUUGACCGGCUCUCAGCUCAUGAUGAGCCGCAGACCCAGCAGUGCUUCCCCAGGGAAACACUUCUCUCGGUCCAUAUCUGUGUCCGUGGCCAGUGACGGACGGGGAAAACGAAACACGUUGACGGAUUCUGGAUUGGGAAGCUCACGAGCAAUUAAAAACCUGCGACGGUCUAACAGCACCACACAGGUGAACCAGCAGGCCAUCAUAAGCCCCAGUGAAGGCCAGACAGAAGACUUCUUGGCUCUGUUCAACAGCAGCACUGAUGGACGGAGGAAACUGGCCAGCCUCACCAAGACUUCCAAAGACCAAACAACCUGGAACAUCCUGGAUGACCAGCCGAGAGUUUUCCCUGUGCCCAGCAGCUCUCAUAGUACCUGCAGUAUGGAUUCUCCUACAGGACUAAAGAAGAGGGAUGCUGGGGUCUUUCUGGCUGCCAACUUCACUGCCAACAACAGGAGCAAUAAAGCAGCUGUGGGUAACUCAGUGACCCCCAUCCUUCAUAACAACCACUCAGAGAAGCCCCUUACUCCCAAGAGCUCCAAUCAGAAGCCCUCCUUCAAUAACAUCAUCAAAGCCACAGUAAAUGAUGAUGUGACAUUAGACGUGAGCGGUUCUCUCACUAAGUCUCAAAAGAACUUCUCGGCAUCAUCAGGCUCCAACAACAAAGCUCCCUCAAGCCCCCGAAGCCCAGGUCAGCCACGCAGACGAGAGGUGACCGAAGAGGAGGCUGAGAGGUUUAUUCAACAGGUGAACCAUGCUGCUAUUAUCAUUCAACGUUGGUAUCGUUGCCAUGCCAACAGAAAGCGAGCCAAUGAGAAUACGAUCAAACGCCUCCUUGCAUCCAAAAAAAAGGAAAGGGAGCAGAGAGCAGAGGAGGAAAAACCUGCAGAGUCACUGAAGAAGAAGGACGAUGAGCGUAAACGUAUCAGAGAGGAGAAAGCUCGUCUGGCUCGACUUACUGCAAUACAGGAGCUUCAGCAGAAAAGAGUGCAACGUGCUGCAGAGGUGCAGCAGAUUGCAGAGGAGGAGAUAGAGGCACUGAGGCAUGCUGGGAAAGUGGGGCAUAAAAAACUCACCAAAUGUUCACCCACUUCUCCCACUGACCUCAAAUCUAAGAACACAGAUUCCAAUGUGAACAUUGUGUCUGAUCUGGAUGAUGUGACGAAUCUGAGGGCUGUGUCACCUGCUGGCUCUCUAAGCAGAGGGUCUCAGUGCUCUCAGGAGAUCCUACAGAGGUCUGUGAGUAUGGAGGACCAGCGACAGAGGGCACCAUCAAGCAGGGCUCAGUCAAAAACCACCCUCAAUGACCUGCUGGACACGCUGAAGCUCUUGGAAGAGGAGCCAGAGAGACUCUCAGAGCCCAAGAGCUACAGGAAGGAUAAGUACGCAUGGAUUGAUGAGGAUGGAGACUCUAACUCCCUGACGACUGAUAACGUGGAACGGCACAGGCAGUUGAGUCAGACUCCUGCCCUACCAGAUGGGGGUGCCUUGCUGUCAGAGGCCAAACUGCAGAGCAUCAUGAGCUUCCUGGAUGAAAUGGAGCAAUCAGAGCAGGAUAGACCACGCUCGGUCACCUCUGGAUCACACAGAGAGGUGGUGUUAUCAGAGGAGGAUCUCGCAGUUGUAGAACAAGCCUCAGCCACGGCAGCUGAGGUCACUGGUUCUAUGAUGAGACUCAAACUGGAGCUGGAAGAGAAGAAACGCACUGCCAAUAUGCUACAGACAGCACUGGCCCAGCAGAGGGAGCUAACAAUCCGGCAUGUGAAGGAGACAGAGAAGGAGCUCAGUCAUAACUUUCAGCUACAGAAACAGCAAUAUGAAGCUACGAUACAACGGCACCUGACAUUUAUAGACCAGCUGAUUGAUGAUAAAAAGGCCUUGAGUGAACGCUGUGAGGAGGUGGUUGGAGAACUCAAGCAGGUGGAUCAGAAGUACACCAAGAAGAUCACACAGAUGCAAGAGCAACAUGAACUGGUGUGGCAAAUUUUGGGUCCCAUGUGCGAGGAGAUAAAGAAAUUAAAAGAGUUGAUGAGUGCCACCGAGAAGAUCCGCAGGGAGAAAUGGAUCGAUGACAAGACCAAAAAAAUCAAGGAGAUCACAGUGAAAGGUCUGGAGCCAGAGAUUCAGAAGCUAAUUUCCAAACACAAGCAAGAGCUGAAGAAACUGAGAGUUCUUCAUGAGGCAGAGCUGCUUCAGGCAGACGAGAGGGCCGCCCAACGUUACGUCAGGCAGAGUGAGGAACUACGACAGCAGUUGGAGAAAGAAAAAGAUGAACAGUGCCAGAAAGAGAGAGAACUGGCCAAGCAGAGGUUUGAGAAACAGCUGCAGGAAGAGGAGAACGCACUGCAGCAGCAGAGGAGACGACUCUAUAAAGACGUUUCAGAGGAGAAAGAGCGACUCACACAGCUAGCAGCAAGGCAGCGUGCUGAGCUAGAGGACUUAAGGAAGCAGCUUGAAGAGAACAGCUCUCUGGCUGGAAGAGCACUUCGAGAAGAGCUAGAGAAGAGCAGAGAAGAGCAGGAGAGGCGACACCAGGUUGAAAUAAAGGCCCUGAAGGAAAGACUUGAGAUUGAGAAACAGACAUGGGAAGAAAAUUAUAUGAAAAAAGAGGAAUCAUGGCUGCUGAGCAGAGAGAGGGAGCUGAAAGAUGAGGUGCGUCGAGGAAGAGACAAAGAGAUCGAGUUGGCCAUUCAGAAACUAGAGGAGGAGACCAGAGGGGCGAGGGAGGAGUCUGAGAGAUCAGCUGACAGCCGAAUAAAGCGUGUAAGAGAGAAAUAUGAGGCAGAGCUCCGAGAUCUGGAGCAUUCGGAGAGGGCGGCACUGCAGAAACAGCAGGAAAUGAGAGAGAAACAGAGUGAGAUGGAAGGCGAACUCCUUCACCUGCAGUCACUCCUACGACAAAGAGAGCAGGAAAUAAGCGACCUCGCCAAGUCACGUGAUAAAUUAUCAGAGGAGCGCCGCAGCUUGGCGGAGGUGAUCAGACAGGAGUUUGCGGAGCGACUGGUAGAAACGGAGGAAGAAAACAGGAGGAUGAAGAUGGAGGUAUCAGAUGCCAAGGCACGACUCCGCUUAGAGGUGGAGCGAGUGACCAGAGAGAAAGAAGAGGAGCUCGUGGAGGUACACCAAAGAGUGAAAUCUGCCAUUUUCAAGAAGGAAGAAACUGUUAAUAAUCUGCGGAAGCAACAUGAGGCUGCAUUGAAGAGAGCAGAUCAUCUCGAGUCUUUGUUGGAACAGCAGAGGAAACAGCUGCUAGGGAAAUGAUUGACAUGUUGGUGCAUCAGCCCCUGAGAGCUCCUCCCCCCACCACCCCUUCCCUUCUAUCAUACAGUCCACUUGCACAAAGAAAAAAAUCUCUUUAUCCAUAUUCCUGUCUGGUUACAUUUUUCUGCUUUUGGUCAUUUGGAUGAACUGAUGGAUUCUGGACGGAGACUUGAAAGAGGGGUGGAUGGUUCCCACCAGUCUUCUGAUCAAGAACGGCAACCUGUGGCAUUCCCAUGAGAACAGGGCAAAAUAAGAGAGGAAUUUAAUCUUCUGUUAGGAUUCCUGGAGACUUUUGUGUGUCUAUCUUGCAUGGAUAUGACUAUUUUUAAUUUUAUUUAUUUAUUUAAAAAACUAUGUUUAGGACCAUUAAGAUUUUUGGAAUUGUAGCAUUAUCACAAUUCAGCUCUUUUUCCUCAAAAUUUGCCAAAAAAAAUAAUCAUUAAUGUAACGGGAAGAAAAUGAUAUAUUAAAUGAAUUGUAAAGUAUUUAUACAUCUUGGUAGUAUUUGUUGUGAAUUUACCUUUAAUUUAUUUUGAUUUAAAAAAUGCAUUGUAUUACUGUAAUUUUGUACUGAAAUACAGUCAUAUCGUAUUGCAGUAAAAAGAAUUGGCAUUGAAAAUUAUGAGAAUUUAAAAAAAUCUCAAAAGUUAAACUUACGAAUUCAUUAUGUGCGGUAAUGACUAUUUGAAUGGGAUAUGUGCUUCAUUGCCAUUCAAUUAUGUCAUAAUCCAAAAAAUCUUAAUGAUCCUAAAUAUAGGUUUAAAUGUUUUAGGCAAAAUAUGAAUUAUUUAUUUUUUCUUGUGAUUUGUUUUUGCUUUGUUUUUUUGUUUUUUUGGUGACCUGGAUAUGUUUUGUGGAAAAAGAAUUGGAAAACCUUGGAAAAAGGCAUCUACAGUAAGUUCAUCCAGAUGUUUCUGUAACUACACACCCACUUCCCUUUCUGUCCAAUGUUGGAGGGAAAUGAGUGGAGGUUCCAGUGGACAGGAGAGGUGGUACAGGCAAAGGUUCUGAAAUCUCAUUCCUGAGAAGUUAACUUCACAUUAAAAAGGAGAGCACUUACCCCCCUCCAAUACACAAACACACAUGCAACUACACCUAGACUCCCCUGGCUUUUUAUGUGCUGCAUAUGGAUUUUUGUCCUGGUGCCCCUCAGGGCUAUUUCUAAAUUACAGGAGAUGUCCUAGAAGCCCCAAGGACAACCAAACGUGCUCACUCACAGCACUCAUUGAAGCUCAGCUCUUUCAGAUGUCAGGGAAUGAUGACAGCAUAGGUAUAGGACAGAUGUUUUAGAAGGUUUUUUGACAGAAUGGAGAUGAUAAGAUAAGCAAUAAUGAAACAAGCAAGCUUUCACUUCCUAGAGUUUUUAUACUAACCAUCUGCGACAGUGACGAGUGGUAUCGACACUUGGUUUUUGUUUCUUAGACUUUGCGUUGGGUAACCUCUUCUACUAAAAUCAUGCUCAA